Molecule: messenger RNA, 468 nt
Organism: Acanthosepion pharaonis
Lineage: Eukaryota; Metazoa; Mollusca; Cephalopoda; Sepiida; Sepiidae
Source: the annotation of a GenBank genome assembly
AUGGACGUCGCCACGCCCGCAGACCCCAACCGCUGGAGCAGCCCCCGCAGCGGCGCGACCAGCGCAAAGAGCUCGGGGGCGGGAUAUGGCACUCGACGAUAUCGACGAUGGCGUGGCUCUUCUCUCCGAAAAGCCGAUCAGGACGCAGCCGCCCUUGGUUUCGGCAUGGAGGGUCGCGCAGCGGCAGCUGCGUGGCGGCGAGAGAUGCGCCGGCCGCAGCAGCGCCGUCAGCCUUGCGCGUCGAGGGCGGAGGCGAUCCGGUCGGUGACGAAGCCCCGCAUAGCUUUCAUCGUCGAGAUGCUGGGCGCUGGCAUCCGCCACAGCGCGGGAAAUGACCGCAGGGCGGCGUCUGAUGGUGCAGGCCCGGCACGGCAACGCCGUCGGCGGACAGGAGUGUCGCCGGGGCGGCAAAUGCGGCAUGACGCCCGUUUUCCGGUCACGCCGUCGCCACGCGCGCGACGCGGAUAA